UCCGGAGUUGAACAAUACAGGGAUCGAAAAACGGAACGGACUAAACGGCACGGAACACGUUAAAAAUAUGAAUAAAAAACGGAGCGAUGCAAACCAAUAAUUUAAUCAACUGUAGCCAUCGACUGAUAAUGAUCGCAUGCAGCCGCAAGCGCUCAUUGCCAUCGAAAGCGAUAUGGAGACUUCUGACCGUGGUGCUGACGAUGCUGCUGUCCUCUCAGCAACCGAUCGGGGGAGGCAGGUGGGCCUGGGGCAGCGGCCGGAAGCGCAUCCUUUUUGCGUUGGCAUCGCCGGCUGGAAAUGCAACUUCCGCAUCGGCCACACCCAAUGCCAUCGAAUCGGUUGUGGACAUCAUUCCGCCGGCUCCCGUUCCGAUGGAUCUCACCGGAAACGUUACCCACACCCUGCUGCUGGAAAUCAACAGCACCGUCCCGUUUCCGGCGGCCAAGCGAGGCCAGUGCCGCUGCUGGAACUCGUCGGACGAUUUCACCGAGGAGUCCCAGUGCCGUUGCGAGGGGUCAUCCAUCAUGCGGAUCCCCCAGAAGCUUACGGCAAUGCACAAACUCACCCUGGAGAAGGUCGGCAUCAAGCGGCUCCGGGAGAACGCUCUGACCGUUUAUGCUGCGGAUUUGCAGGAUCUGCUGUUCAUCUCGCUGAAGGAGUUCCACCAAAUUGAACCACGUGCGUUCUCGAAGCUGCCGAAACUCCGAACACUCUACAUUGCUCACGCCCCCAAGCUGCAGUUCCUGGAAAUGAACGUGUUUGAGGGCAUCUCAACCAGACUGAAGACAUUACGUAUCAUCAAUUCCGGGCUGCUGGCGGUGCCGGACAUGAGGAUGCUUUCGGAUCACAUCAUUCUACACAUGGUCGAUUUAGACGGCAAUCAUAUACAAGAAAUACACGAGAAAGCAUUCCAUAUCAACACCGACGAGCUAUCCAUUGGCAGCGCGAAGGCAACUAUGGAACCGUCAUUGUCGGUGGUAUCGGAUGAGCUGAAUGAACAGGACACACGUGCGGUAGUACAUCCGCUCAAAAGUGAGCUGGGGUUGGGGGACGGAUUUUUCCAGCCCAUCACCGGACUGCCCAUCGAUGGGUCCAUCAUCCGGGAGGAUGUGUCGGAUCUGUACACGCACAAUCCUGUGGACUUUUUCGAAGGCACCUUCCACGGAACCGAUGUGCAACCGACGGCCAUGGAGGUGCUGUGCGGAAACCUAACGCCCACAAUUUUCGAUGUGAAGUGCUACCCGGUUCCGGACGCCCUAAAUCCAUGCGAGGACGUGAUGGGAUCCCACUGGCUGCGAGGAUCGGUCUGGGUGGUGGUGUUGCUGGCAGUUUUCGGCAAUGUGGCCGUCCUGGUGGUGCUGUUCUCAAACCGAACCGAGCUGACGGUUCCGAAGUUUUUGAUCUGCCACUUGGCUUUCGCUGACCUAUGCAUGGGACUCUACCUGUUGAUGAUAGCUUCCAUUGAUGCCCACUCGAUGGGCGAGUACUUCAAUUAUGCCUUCGAUUGGCAGUACGGAUCUGGGUGCAAAGCAGCCGGAUUUUUGACCGUAUUCGCAAGCCACCUAUCGAUAUUUACCUUGACAAUCGUUACACUGGAGCGAUGGUUCGCCAUCACUCAUGCCAUUUAUCUGAACAAACGAAUAAAAUUUCGAGCAGCUGUCUACAUCAUGGUGGCCGGAUGGAUUUAUUCCAUCAUUAUGGCGUCUUUGCCACUGUUCGGGAUUAGCAACUACUCCUCGACCAGCAUCUGUCUACCAAUGGAGGCCCGAGAUAGUCUGGACAUUUCCUAUCUGCUGACGGUGCUCGGAGUCAAUGGACUAGCCUUUGCCAUCAUCGUUGUGUGCUACGCGCAGAUUUAUUUUUCCCUGGGAGAGGAAACGCGUCGCUCUUCUAUGACUGCCCACAGCGGGGAAAUGACGGUCGCCAAAAAGAUGGCGCUGCUGGUCUUCACCAACUUUGCCUGCUGGGCUCCGAUUGCCUUUUUUGGACUGACCGCCAUCGCCGGAUACCAGAUCCUGUUGGUGUUUUUCUAUCCGCUAAAUUCCUGCGCUAACCCGUACUUGUACGCCAUCAUGACAAUGCAAUAUCGGAAGGACCUUUUUCUGUUGCUUUCGCAUUUCGGUCUGUUCACCCAGCGAGCCCAGCAGUACAAAAUGACCUACUCGAUGCCAACGAAUACUAUCCAGCUUCCGAUGACACGGAACUCGCUCUCGGUUUCUGUCAAUAAUUCCACGGCCGGAACGACCGUGAGCUGCGGGGGCGGACAAGGGGCAACAGGAGCCACAACCGCUGUCUUGUCCCGCAAUGGAUGCUCCACCAAUAAUGGGAAGGCGCGAAGCGUCAGCGAGUCGAACGUCGAAUCUGGACUGGCGGAGAAAAACUCCAACGGACAAACGUCGGUUAUCGCCGAAGAGGAGGAACACGAAACUUUCCUAUAAAACGGCUAAACAGCUUUCUCCGAGAAGCGGGUCUGGAAAAAGCUUUUACAUUUUCCGUCGAGGGUAUAGCGCUCUUUCUCUUUCCCAACUUAUAGCUAAUUUUAUCGGUAGGAAACAGUCAGAGGAAAACAGCUGCCAGUCUGGGACAAAGAUGCCGUGAUUGUACAGAGCAGUUCAGCCGAGGGAAUCAGGGUUGAUUUCAUAUUGUUAAGUAGAAUUAAGGUCGCGGUACACCUCAGGUGAAAAUGCAAAUUAAAUAUCUUAUUUCGCCAAUAACUUAAAAGCGACUUGAGAAGGUUUUGUAACAUGUUGGAAUCGAUGGGGAAUAGUUGAAAGAUGAAUUUGAACUCGGAGUCAAUUCUCCCGAUUUCACCAUCAAGGUUGCCGGAAAAAAAUGUGUUUAUUCGAAGAGAAAUCCUGAUUUUCUGUGAUUUUACCAAAAAAUUCGGUGAUGGUUUUCUGUGAUGCUAAUUCCAUUGAUUUCAUUAAAAAAUCAUUAAAAAAUUGAGUUUUUAUAACAUUUUACUGGAGAAAAAUCAAUUAACAUAGCCAAUCUUUUCAUAUUUUUUCCAAUUUAAAGUUGAAAAUCCUAAAUUUACUUUGGAAAAAAAAAUUAGGCAAAUUUGAAAAACCUGUGAGUUCUGUGAAAUUUUUCAAAAUUCUGUGUCUUGUUACACAGAUUCUGUGAUGAAAAUUUGUUAAAAAUUCUGUGAAAUCACAGAUUGUUCUGUGAUUUUGGCAACCUUGUCCACCAUGUUAUGUUGCGCUUUCUAGAGGUAUUGACAAAAUAAAAAUUUUCGUUUUAAUUUUCACCUGAGGUGUACCGCGACCUUUAUCAAUAAGAAAACUUUCUUCUUACUACAUAGUACACCCACAGAAGAGGAUGCAAAAUUUCGAUGCCGCUCGGCGUUAACUCUUUGCCAGAAAUGCGGUCAAAAGUGUACUGUACCAUAAAUGAUAUAAUUGGAAUAGCACUACUGCCAAAAAGACUCGAAAUUCCUAGCAAAAUGAUGCAUGACCACUACAUUCAAGCGAAACAAGUAAAACAUUUUGUUGGAUUUUCAUCCCUUUGGAUGGUUAAUCCAAAACAUAAAACAAAUUAGUGAGAAUCGAACCCAAUGCAACAUUCUUAUUUCGACUUGCCAGUCCGAUUACUUAACCAGUGCACCAACUGAGUCAGUUAGCAAACGAAGGUUUAUUGUCAUCGUCUUUUGCCACGCCCGUCUGCCGGUGAAUUUUUUCAUCCUCCUUUGACUUUGAUGGGAACGAGAUGGGAUUGGGAUGGUCAUGGGAACCAAGAAACUGUUUUCUAUUGCCAGUUUACAUACACACGCACAGCUGCUUACUGCCGGACAACUAAGCCAGUGGUUGUUUACCGGGAGCUGGAAACAAUGAAUGUUUUUGUUUCUAAUGCCGGUUAACAUACUCACAAAGCCCUCAGUACAUCAUUCGACAAUAUUCUUUCUGGCUGAUUGUUUCUGAUUUGGGUUGAGUGAUAAUUAAACUCAGGGUCUGGCAAUUGAAGUGUUACGUUGAAAUAAACAUAUAAAUUGAUCAAAACAACAACUUUUUAUUUCAAAUUCAUUCAAUUUCUCUUGAAAACCAAUUACUUUUUCCAAAUUCACUGGUAAAGUUUGACAUUUUCGCCCUUGAGUUAAACCACUCGCCUUAGACGGUUGAGGAACGCAUCGUAUGAGGCCCGCAGGUGUUUUUGUGGUAUUUAAUCCCAGGCUGCCACGAGAUGUCGCUUCAGGAUCUCCACACCUUCAUGUUUCUUAGAGCAGACUUCGGCCUCCAACAUAUUCCAAACAGCGAAGUCCAUAGGGUUCAGGUCUGGCGAACUCGCCGGCCACUUGGAGCUCGAAAAGAACCCUGGAAAAUGUUGCGCAAUCCAAAGUUGGAUUUUCUUCGCUUUGUGAGCCGGCGCCGAGUCCUGUUGGAAAACUCAAUCCCUGGAACCAAAAUGUCGACGUGCCCACGGUUCGACGACAUUCUGUAGAACUAGUUCCCGAUAUGUAUUUUGGUUGAUCUUCACUCCUUCAGGGACAUAAACUAGCGGAGUCCGGCCAUCAUGGGUGAUUCCGGCCUAAACCAUCACCGAUGCUGGUUUCUGUGGCCGGGUGGCCGUCAGCAAAUCGGCAUGGCUUCGGGAUCUGUCUGGCCACCAAAUUCUGUCGUUCUGCUUAUUCGCUGUUCGUGAAUACGGUGAAGAGUUUCUUGUCGGUAAACACAAUAUUCUUCAACCUUGCUUCCGCGGCCCUCUUCAGCAGCGCCUUCGCUCUUUUUACCCUUUCUUGUUUCUGCUUCACCGUAAGGUCUUGAAUCUUUUGGAUCUUGUAGGGCUUGGUCUGCAGUUUAUCUUUCAGGAUCCGACGGAGAUUUCGAUCCGAUAUGUUGAGAUCCUCUGCCAAUUUAGUGGCACUACGACGAGGAUUUCUCUUAAGGCGCUUCUUGGUGUCACCAAAGUAGGUCGGCGUACCCCACUGUUUUGGACCCGGAACACUAUUUCGGACACGAUUCGAAACUCGUGAAUUUUAGUUUUGUAAACUUAAAAACACCACUUUAUUUUUCGGUUCGAUUUGGGGGGUUUUAUUGUUGCGGUCUUAAUUGCACGGCGGAUUGGUUUGGACUGAUGUACAAACUGUGUUUUACUAAAAGUGGCGAGUGCAUGGUGGAACAGAAUACAAAUCAAUAAGAUUUCACACAUCUACAUUUUGUGAACGUGUUAAAUAUGAAAUGAGAAAAGAGCAUAAUUUUUACUCUGUGUGCAUAUUUCUCCCUUUACUGAACAGAGCAUAAGCUCUUUUAGAUUGCUUUCGGGUUGGUCUAAAUUCCCGUCAAAAGAUGUCAAUAUCUUUCCCUACCACUACUAUUGAGCGCACGGCGAGUUUACACUCAAACAUGCCGCCCGCCUUGAAAUAUCAUUUCAAAACAAAACUCCUAACGGUACUUGUUUACUUGUACAAUUUGUUGCGAUUACUUUUCUAGUUCAUUUUGCAGUUCUGUUUUGAUAACUGUUUCGUUCUUAAAUACUCUCGAGUUUGUGUGUGUACAUACCGUACGAAGACGGCUAAAUUAUUGUGUGGUGUAGUGUCGUAUGACUUGUUGUUGCUGGUAAAACUGAACUGUUUCUGCUGGGCUGAAGAUGCUCGAACAAUUCGCUGAAAAUUCGCUGCUGUUGACCGCUGAUUGGCUACUUCUAAGAACCAGAAAUUGCCAAGGUGAGUAUCAAAUGGAUCGUCUUCUACGAAGUUCCGCGAAAACGGCCCUGUAAAGCAUGUUUUGUUGGCUUGUUCUUUCCGAUAACGACCAUGAUGAGUGAUGACCAGCGUUGCCAGAUUGAAAACCGCUCAAGUCCGUAGAUUUUACGAAAAUCGAAAAAUGUACUGUUUUCGGCUAAAUAAAACUUGAUGACCUUUUUUUUUUUUUGGUCGUCAGGUAGAAUUUUCAUUCAUCCGCAGAAUCCCUUGAAUUUAUUCGAUAAUCCGUAGAAAAUCCGUAGGAAAUGCUGAAAAUCCGUAGAUUUGGAGCAUCGAUCCGUAGCUCCGUAGAAAUGUUCAAAAUCCGUAGAACUACGGAGAAAUCCGUAGAUCUGGCAAGGCUGGUGAUGACGAUUGUUAUUCCGAUUUCUUUUUAGCGCCGCUUCUCGUCCCGUUAUGUAAACCAAUGAAACCAACUGGGUGUCGGUUCCCCGAUGCUAGCUUGACUGGUCGCUAUUUUCAGAUUACUUCGGGACGUGGUGAAAUGACACGAUUUGCUCAGGAGUGACCAGGAGGAACUUGCUAGAUGGAGGCGAAAUGUGUGCGCAUUGCCAGGUGAGUACGACAAAUAUCAUUUGUAUACUUUCGACGAGCCGCAAUUGCAAUUUUCAUCAUCUUUGUAGACCCGGUGCUGAGUGGAUCGAUGAGUUGAUAGCUGAUUUCGGUUGCUUCGAAUCUGGCGGUCGUAUGGGAAUGCUGAUAUGGCGAAUCCUCCCGCUGGUGUGCCGUUCCCGGAAUGUAAAUGGCCUCCGGGUGGUGGGAUGAACGAAGUUGACUAUCGUCGAUGGAUCCAGUUCCCUCUCUGUUGCGUCGGGUGAUUCGAGAAAUGUGAGGCGCAGUUCCUACGUUGCAGAAUUGACUUCACCGGCGUGAUGAGUUACCAUGUAGGACUAAGUCUGCCCAACCAGGGACUGGCGGUGUAGAGUUGCUCAAGACCUGGGUGAUGUUCGCUGACGAAAGAAGCUUUCUUAGCAGCACUAGGAGCUACGCAGCGGGACACGGGCAGGGGACUGUGAUGGAUAUGGCUGACUGCAGGUUCCUGUGUCGUGUGUGGUUUGCAGCUGCAGUAAUGCUUACGGCGGAUCGGACCGGCACAUGAACCUCGACUUGGCCUCAAAAAUGUUCGAUGAUAUACUUCGAUGAUUGCCACUGUUCGACCAGUGUGACGACCAAUGGAAUUACCUGAGUGUGAGGGAAGUGCUUAACAUUUGAACGAAUGUUUAAUAAAUAUGGGACUUCCCUGGAUGCGGAGGCGCUGGGCCUCCGCACGUGCUCCAAUGAUCUCUGAACCCUCUGUUCGAAUGAUGACACCCUUAAACACGGUACAGGUUAGUGGGUGAUGUGAUUGGCAAAAUCCCUUUGGCUAUGAGUAGGUGGUUGGGAUGAUUCGUUCUUAACGAUAACGGAAUGUCGUUCAGGCACUAAAGUAGUUGAAUCGAUAGGACCUUUCAAAACCUUUAAUAUUUGAUCCCUCAAAGGUUACGGACUCUUUCUAUGGUUUGAGUUGGAUUAGAGUGCGAACUUCAACUGAUAUGCUAGGGUAGUUCGAGCGAUGCGAAGGACACAUCUUAAUACGAUAGAAAAUAGUAAUAUUCUUCAAUCGAUAUGCUACUUCAAGCGAUUUGAAAAAACUUGACACUAUAUGGCUUAGAUUCUUCAAAGAUCAUGAUUUGGGUUGAAAAUUACUUAAGCGGACUUCAAUCAAAAACGUAUUCCAUCGGAGCCUUCAUGCUCUCAUGCAAACUAUAUAGCGCACAGUGAAUCUUAACACGAUACGAGAAUAGCUUCAACUUUUGUUUGAUUUCUUAACUACGAUUUGACUUAAAGGGAACACGAUUUGUUUGAGGAUCAACGACGUCUACCUAGCAUUCUGUUUAAUCCAAAUAUUCGUGUUGUGUUCUCUUUCUUCAACAUUUUUCUCAAUGAAUUCUCAACUCAAACUAAUAAAUUCUGACAUAACAUAUCUGACGCAAACCGACUCAUUCUUGGGUAGGGCAACGACAAAACGUUCCGCUUCAUUUCUAACUGUGUGUUCAUGGAAAAACUUUUCGUAUACCAAUUCUUCAUUGGAGUAGAUGGCCGUAACCCGACAUGUUUUUGGCAUCUAGAACCACGUGAGCUACUUCUGCGAGUGCUUGUAGAACAGGGUAAGGAAGGAGAAACUUUUUGCGGAGAUUCGACUACUCGACCUGACACAAUCCAACCAAAAACAGAAUUAUGAAUCGUGGGACCAUUCUUCGUGACUUUUCUUCCUUCGUUCUUCAACAAUUCCAAGUAGUACUUGGCACCAAUGACGACAUCGACCCGCUUUGAUUCGUGGAAGUAAGGAUCAGCUAGCAAAGAGGAAUCGGGAAUCGACAUGGGCGGAGGAUGAAACGAUGACGAAGGUAGCUGCAGCGUGAGUUUGGGCAACACAAAGAACUGCAUAGUUUCUUGGUAACCAGAUAUUUUUGGUGAACGUGAGCAGACUUCAGAACGUAUGGUUUUCGUUGACACUGACUCAGACGACCCAAUACCCUGGACUGACAAAAACGUGGGUGUUUCUUCGAGCUUCAGCUUUCUGGAAAACUCUUCUGUCAUUAGACAAUAUUGCGAGCAAGAGUCCAGCAGGGCUCUAGCAAUCAGAGCGUUACCAUAGCGGUCUUUGAUCUUGACAAGAGCGGUAGGAAGCAGAGUAUUCGAUGCAGGCUUAACAGAUAGUGCUACGUAGCUUUGGCUUGUGCUUGGCAUAGUUGAAUUGAUUUGUGUGGUUGUGUUUGGUGAAUUGUGUGUUGCAUUUAGUGCUUGAGUGUGUGUUUCCGUAACUAUUGGCAUGGUUUGUUGUCUUUGCUGUUGAUAGGCUUGCUGUGGAUAAAUAUGGGUGCUUUCUUGAUUAGGUUGUGCGUUUGACAGUUGACUGAGUCUCGGAUUCGACGGAUUUGGAACGGAGGAUCGCGUAGCAUGCAACAUCGUGUGAUGCUUUUGUUGACACAACCGACAACUGCUACGAGUGCAGUUCGUCGCAAAAUGACCUGGUUGCAGGCAAUUUCUGCAGACUCGACUUCGAUUGGCGGCUUCAACACGUUCUGAUAUCUUCAAUCGAAGGAAUCUUUGGCAGUGAAAUGGUGAGUGCCACAUUUCGCUACAGAAUGGACACUGGUUUGAAGACUUAAACGUUGUGUAGCUCACUGAUUGGCCUCUUGGCGGAACACUAUUUCGGACACGAUUCGAAACUCGUGAAUUUUAGUUUUGUAAACUUAAAAACACCACUUUAUUUUUCGGUUCGAUUUGGGGGGUUUUAUUGUUGCGGUCUUAAUUGCACGGCGGAUUGGUUUGGACUGAUGUACAAACUGUGUUUUACUAAAAGUGGCGAGUGCAUGGUGGAACAGAAUACAAAUCAAUAAGAUUUCACACAUCUACAUUUUGUGAACGUGUUAAAUAUGAAAUGAGAAAAGAGCAUAAUUUUUACUCUGUGUGCAUAUUUCUCCCUUUGUUUGUGUAAAAUCUCCCCGCUCAUAAGUGUUAGUAUAGAAAUAGAAAAACAUCGCAGAACGUCAAAGUUAGAUCCAUCCGAAAGUGAUCUAAAAAGGCUUUCGGAUGGAUAUAAGCUCUGUUCACUGCUCGAACAGGAGCUUUUCGUUUUCUGAUCACAACACUUAUACAAAAUUAAAC
Messenger RNA from Uranotaenia lowii, 9349 nucleotides. It is a transcript of the gene Lgr1, whose product is annotated as lutropin-choriogonadotropic hormone receptor. The record is from RefSeq and is a predicted model, not a curated record. Lineage: Eukaryota; Metazoa; Arthropoda; Insecta; Diptera; Culicidae. Gene Ontology annotation, cellular component: membrane. Gene Ontology annotation, molecular function: G protein-coupled receptor activity; protein-hormone receptor activity. Gene Ontology annotation, biological process: G protein-coupled receptor signaling pathway.